Molecule: messenger RNA, 1791 nt
Organism: Anopheles cruzii
Lineage: Eukaryota; Metazoa; Arthropoda; Insecta; Diptera; Culicidae
Gene: ktub
Product: protein king tubby
Exons: 6
Coding region: 331-1791 (486 amino acids)
Biological process (GO): protein localization to cilium
Cellular component (GO): cilium
Source: RefSeq, a predicted model, not a curated record
UAUAACUACAAUUGUGAGUGUUUCUGUGCGGUUCGACAGAACAAUUGAUGUGUGGUGCACCCCACUGGCACCAUUCCUGUGAACCGUUCGCACCGACCGCACCAUCCUGGUACGGCAGAGGCCAGCUGGCGAAACAAGCGGAGGAAGAAUUAUUAGAUACCGGUGUAGGCCGCAUCCGGUGACCAGCUCGGCACCGAUCGUUGCUUAGAUUCGGCUUCGAUUCCCCCCUUGAAUGAAGUGCACGGACCGGCGGAAAACUCUUUCCCAACGACCACGAGCGAGACGCAGGCGAAGAAGGCAACCUGCAGCAGCGUGUAAGACACCAGCGCCAUGAGUGCGAUCAAUAAUAGCAUCAACAGUGGCGGCGGGAGCGCCGGCGGUCCAGCUGGCAACGUGAACAACAACAAUAAUGCCAACAGUCGACAUCAAAAGCUGGAGCAGCAGCGUCAGCUAAUGGAGGCCUACAUACGCCAGAAGCGUGCAACGCCCGGCAUGGUGCAGGCUAGCGAUCUGCAGCUCGUCCGCCCGAUGUCCGCCGUCAACCGGAACGGACGCGAGGUGCACGCCUACGACGGACCGAUGCAGUUCAUGAUGUCACCGAACAACCCGGACCAGAUCAUCAGCACCACCACCACCGCGCCGGGCGUCGGGGCGACCCACGGAACGUCCGGUCCCACCAUCACGCCGAAGUCUCUCGCAACGACACCAACAUCACCUUACAGCGACCUGACGCUCGAAAAGCUGACACCAUCGUCGCAGGACAGCGAAGACGAGGAAAGCACCCCGGUCGACGUGUUGCCACUGUCCUCCUGCGGCACGAAGUCUCCCCAUGGGCCACCGGGUGGCGAUCGGGCGGGCACCGAUUACCUACUGUCCCACUCGGCACCGAUAUCGCCCGCGCUCAACAACAACAACCACAGUCAGAACCAUCAGCACAACAGCAGCAGCGGGAACGUCAAGAGCACCGAGAGCUCCGGUACACCACCGAGCGGCGGCGGCGGCAGCGGAGGUCCCCCCGACACGGAAGGUGACGUUAUCGGACCGAUCGAGCAGUGGGUCACGCAACCGGCCGCCCAGGGCGUGCUGUACAAGUGUCGGAUAACACGCGACCGGAAGGGCAUGGACCGGGGCCUGUUCCCCAUCUACUAUCUGCAUCUCGAGCGUGACUACGGCAAGAAGGUGUUCUGUCUCGCCGGUCGCAAACGGAAGAAGAGCAAAACGUCCAACUACAUCAUCAGCUGCGAUCCGACGGAUCUGUCGCGACAGGCGGACGGGUUCGUGGGCAAGCUACGCUCGAACGUGUUCGGCACCACGUUCUUCGUCUACGACAGUGGCACCAAGAACGACAACGCGACGCCCCGGCUCGAUCUGGCCGUCGUGAUCUAUGACACCAACAUCCUCGGAUUUAAGGGGCCACGCAACAUGACGGUGCUGCUGCCGGGCAUGACGGAGGACGACCAGCGGGUGCAGAUCAGCUCGGUUGACGGUCAGCAGGGGCUGCUGGAUUGCUGGAAGUCGAAGAACAUGGACAAUGUCGUUGAACUGCACAACAAGACGCCCAUCUGGAACGACGAAACGCAAUCGUACGUGCUAAACUUUCACGGUCGCGUCACGCAAGCCUCGGUGAAGAACUUUCAGCUCGUGCACGACUCCGACCCCGACUACAUCGUGAUGCAGUUCGGGCGAACGGCGGACGACAUCUUUACCAUGGACUUCCGGUACCCGUUGUGUGCGUUUCAGGCGUUCGCGAUCGCUCUGUCCAGCUUUGACGGUAAGCUGGCCUGUGAGUAG